Molecule: messenger RNA, 2233 nt
Organism: Macadamia integrifolia
Lineage: Eukaryota; Viridiplantae; Streptophyta; Magnoliopsida; Proteales; Proteaceae
Product: LEAF RUST 10 DISEASE-RESISTANCE LOCUS RECEPTOR-LIKE PROTEIN KINASE-like 1.5
Exons: 1
Coding region: 269-2116 (615 amino acids)
Biological process (GO): protein phosphorylation
Molecular function (GO): ATP binding; protein kinase activity
Source: RefSeq, a predicted model, not a curated record
AUCAGAACUAUUGGGAAGGAAAACUUAAUCCAACAAUCUGGUUCUGGUGGUCUUCACUCUUUAACCAUGCGUGACCUCACUGACCCCACCAUCUCCAUCGGUCCUCUUCUACUUUCUCUCUCUCUCUCUCUCACAGACCUCAAAAUCUCAAUCCAAAACCCCACCGCAGAAAUUGGAGAUCUAAGGAUACCGAAGGUUAACUCCAGAACUUCAUCACUCUCUCUUUCAGUCUUCUGAUGACUACUGCAGUUAUUACUCAUAUCCUUCAAUGUCUCCUCAUUUGCGAUUGAUCACCUGUGUAGUUGCUUUCCUUUUUCUACGACUGAUAAUCAUAGAUCUCACAACCGCGCACACAUGUUACCCGCGAGAAGCAGCAGCAGCAGCAGCAAAUGGAUCUUCUUCCUGUCCCCCUUUUACUUCUCCGCCUUCGUUCCCUUUCGCUUCAACUCCCGGUUGUGGCCAUCCGUCUUUCCAGAUCCAGUGCUCCUCCCCACAUUCCAUUAUCUCCAUUAACAACUUCUCUUUUGAUCUCCUUCGACACGAACCCAACUCUACCUCUCUCCUUCUCUCUCCUCGACUCUUAACUCAAGCCCCCUGCUCCACCUCCAUCCCCAAUCGAUCCAUCGAUCUCUCCGGCUCCCCAUUUCGAUUCUCCGACACUUCUUGCUCACGCCUUUCUCUUCUUGGACCCUGCGAACCCCUCUCUAAUUGUAGCCGCUGUUCUUGGGAAUGCGAGGUACACAAUAGCCCAGUUCGGCUCCUGGCAGGCUGUGGUGCCAAAAGUCAGAAUGUCUCGGAGCAGGGUUGCCAUGUAGAUAUAUUGGGCUACCUUCACGGUUACCUCGAGUUAGGAAUCCAGGUCGAGUGGGACGGAAAUGACGACCCUUACUUCUCCAGCUGCAACGAUUGCCAGGCCAAGAACGGAGUUUGCGGCUUCAAUUCCUCCGACCCUCGCAAGCCAUUCCUCUGCUUUCGCACCCAGACGCAGUUCUCGGCUUCAUGGAUUUCCGGGGACGGGCGGAGUCGGAUCGUUAUCUUCUGUACUAUUUUCAUCUUUAGCUGCGUGGUGGUUGUGGUGGGGGUAGUAACAUUGAUCUUACGCUUCAAAGGGCUGCAAUCGUCAAAAUCCGAAGAAGACCCCACGACUCUCUUCCUCCACCGUCACAGAUCGGCAAAUCUCCUCCCACCUGUGUUCACCUAUGAAGAGCUAGAAGCAUCAACUAACCGGUUCGAUCCAAGGAACAAAAUCGGCGACGGUGGAUUCGGAUCGGUUUACAUCGGUCGGCUCUCCGAUGAGAGGACCGUCGCCGUGAAGAAGCUCCACAGACAACAAGCAAUGGCUGCGGCGGCAUCGACCAAGGCAUUCUGCAAUGAGAUCUUGAUACUCUCAUCAAUAAACCACCCAAACCUGGUGAAGCUCCACGGGUACUGUAGCGAUUCAAGAGGGCUGGUACUGGUGUACGACUACGUAGCAAAUGGGACCCUGGCCGACCAUCUCCAUGGGUCGAAGAGCUUGGAAAGGAAGAAAUCAUUAACAUGGAAGGUGAGAUUGGAGAUGGCUUUGCAGACGGCGAUGGCAUUGGAGUACCUUCACUUCUCUGUGGAGCCAGCGAUCGUUCACAGGGACAUAACAUCGUCGAACAUUUUCGUGGAGAAAGACAUGAGAAUCAAAGUUGGGGAUUUCGGGCUUUCGAGGCUUCUGGUGUCGUCUUCAUCGUCGUCGUCAGGGUACGUGUGGACGGGACCGCAAGGAACACCGGGGUACUUGGAUCCAGAGUACUACAAGUCGUUCAAGCUGACGGAGAAGAGUGAUGUGUACAGCUUCGGGGUGGUCCUGUUCGAGCUGAUAUCGGGGAUGAAGGCGGUGGACCUGAAUAGGGACAAGAGGGAGGUGUCGCUGGCGGAUAUGGUGGUGUCCAAGAUCCAGGUGGGGUCACUGCACCAGGUGAUGGACCCAAUUCUUGUUUUGGAAGGAGGGGAGGCCAUCAGGACCGUCAAUGCCAUGGCAGAGCUUGCCUUCCGCUGCGUUGCUGCCGAUAAGGACGACCGUCCAGAUGCAAGGGAAUUGGUCGAUGAGCUGAAGCGGAUUCACAGCCGUACACGUGGAAACGGAUAAACGAUUGGAUGCUGGUACAUAUUUACCCUUUUUUUUUUUCUUUUCUGUUCUUUUCUGAACGAAGAUACGAUUAAGCCAAAAAUUUUGAGGAACAAACAGGCGGGAAACUCUCGUGCA